AUGGAGGGUGGCAUUCUAAAAAGGUCUGCAACUUCGUUUAGAAGACAAGGAUCAUCAGGGUUGGUUUGGGAUGACAAGUUCUUAUCAGGAGAGUUGAAGCAAAACAAAGAUAACGUAAAAAGUACUACAAGAUCAUCAAAUGGAAAGAUGCAACGUAGUCGAUCCGAGGGAGGAGCUAUCUACCGGACGGUGAAGGUUUCUUCAUCACCAAACGACAACGUCGACCCUCCAUCUCCUAAAGUCUCAGGCUGUGGGUGUAUUUUUGGCAAACCAGUUUCCACCCAUCAACGAAAAUCUUGUAAGCGUUAA
Molecule: messenger RNA, 309 nt
Organism: Hevea brasiliensis (rubber tree)
Lineage: Eukaryota; Viridiplantae; Streptophyta; Magnoliopsida; Malpighiales; Euphorbiaceae
Product: MAPK kinase substrate protein At1g80180-like
Exons: 1
Coding region: 1-309 (102 amino acids)
Source: RefSeq, a predicted model, not a curated record